Messenger RNA from Thrips palmi, 1214 nucleotides. It is a transcript of the gene lms, whose product is annotated as homeobox protein B-H1. Gene Ontology annotation, biological process: neuron differentiation; central nervous system development; regulation of DNA-templated transcription. The coding region runs from base 285 to 1214 and encodes 309 amino acids. Gene Ontology annotation, molecular function: DNA-binding transcription factor activity, RNA polymerase II-specific; DNA binding. The transcript has 7 exons. The record is from RefSeq and is a predicted model, not a curated record. NCBI's taxonomy places the organism in Eukaryota, Metazoa, Arthropoda, Insecta, Thysanoptera, Thripidae.
GGCAGUAGCAGUCCCGGUGCAGCACCCUCCACCCCGAGGACCGCGUCGCCGCGUCGCAGACGUCGAGACCGAGCCGACGGCGGUGGGCGGAUUCCACUUGGGGCGUGUUUGUUUUGGCUGGAGCGCGUAGCGUCGCGUAGCGUCGCGUAGCGUGCAGUCAAGCGGUGCGUGCGGUGCGACGCGCCCCCUCGGACGGCAACCUGUUGCACCCCUUCGAGGCCCUGACCAACCCCAGCACCUCGCCGCGCCGCGCGGACCAAUCGCGGAGCCAGCGCCCCAUCACCAUGGACAUCAAGGCCGAGCCCGUGGACGAGGACGCGUGCAACAACAACAACAAUAAUAACAACAACAAUGUGGUGCUGACCAAGACGGUGCCGCACUUGUUCUCCAUCGAGAGGCUGCUCCAGAAGAAGGACGUCGCCCCGCCGGCCCUGCACCCGCAGCACCACCUGCACCUGCAGCACACGGACUCCUCCGUGGCGCACCUGCAGAGGCUGGCCGACGGCAUCGGCGACUCCCCGAGACUCCCGUCGGCGUGCCGGACGACGCCGCCGGCCGUGCUGUACGCCGCGGACUCGUCGUCACGGACGUGCGCGCACGCGGCGCCGCAGCGGCGGUCGCAGUGCGCGGGGACGGCGGGACGGACCGAGGACGACGGGGACACGUGCUCCAGCUACGAUGAUGAGGACGACGACGACGAGCACCACCACGAGGAGCACCGCGAGGACGACGUGGCUGACGACGACGUCGAGCGGCCCGGCCCCGGCUCUGGCGGCGACCUGGACGACCGCAAGAAGCGUCCGCGCACCGCCUUCACCGCGGCCCAGAUCAAGGCGCUGGAGGCCGAGUUCGAGCGCAACAAGUACCUGUCCGUGGCCAAGCGCCUGCAACUCUCCCGCGCGCUCAAGCUGUCCGAGACGCAGAUCAAGAUCUGGUUCCAGAACAGGCGCACCAAGUGGAAGCGCAAGUACACCAGCGACCUGGAGCUGCUGGCCCAGCAGUACUGCAGCCAGCUGGGCGUCACGGCGGCCAGGCCCAUGUUCCUGGGGGAUCGGCUGUGGUUCUUCAACUACCCCAACGGCGUCCCGCCGACCUCUGCGUCGAUGGCGCCCUCCAUGGCGGGGCCCAUGACGGGGCCCAUGUGCAGGUGUAGAAACGACGGGCACCUUUAUGAUGGACAGCGCCUUCGCCAGAAACUGAGUUUGUGGUUGUAG